GUUGUCAAUUUCAAAAUAUUAUUGGAAAUAUCCCAUAUCAAAUUUCUCUGGUGUGUUAUUCCUCUUUAAAAACGCGAAAUUUAAAGGCAAAACUAUUUUCAUAUUUAGCAAUUGAAUAAUAUUACUUUCAGAUUCCCAUUCUUCUCUGCACAGCCAGAUGAAUAUAUCUCACGUAUCAUCUUUAGCGGUGGAGGUGGCGAAUUAUUCAGGGCUCCCUCUACCGGCACCGAAAGGUCACACUGUCCGUCUAAAUCUAACAGUGGUCGGUUACUCGCCAUCAGAAUGGAUGACUGUGAAUUGCUCGUGGAAACUUUUCACUAACUCCUCCGAAUGCAACAGAAACACAAGCGGGGUGUUCCUCAUAGAUUUGCUUCCAGGAGAGUUCAAUGAUCAACCCUACGGUGUACAUGUGCUUGUAGUGUAUGUCAGUUCAGCACAGGAAGUAAAAAAUACACCCGUUUUAUUGCGUUACGAAACAGUUGAUGAAAGCAUACAGGAGCUGCCAAGUUAUCAGAGUAUUCGAGGGACAAUGUUAAAUUCGACAGUUAACAUCGGAAGUAACCAGAUUAACGAGUGGAUUUUGCCCACUUCUUUCUGCUACGGUCCGUCCGUCGCCUUGAACUUCAAUAGCGGUUACUUUGCCUUGUAUUCGUCAAAUGUGGUAAAGACUGUCGUUCAAAGUUUUCGAAAAGAGGAAGACACAGUGACCUCUAUGACAGCCAUACCAAGCACUGUAUCCACCGCGAUUCAACAGCAAACUGGGGACCCACAACUGACCAACCUCACGUUACCUCUCAGGAAUAUUCAGACCGAUAAGGGUCUGUGGAUGAUCCCUCUGUCCAUGAACCAACCACCAACUGGAGGUUAUUGUGACGUCAUUCCAAAGGAGGGGUUGGUAUUGGAGACUGAGUUCGUGGUAACUUGUAGAUACUGGAAAUCGGGAUCUGAGAAUUACAGCACACCAGAACAACUGGUCCCAGUUCCUUUGUUGUAUUCAGUGUGGUACAGAACCAACAACGAUGACAGAGUUAUGGUGUACCAAGGGUAUGAGUCAUCAACACCCGCAUUUGUUUUGCCGUCGGGUUCUGCUGCCGAGGACCACCGAAUCGCGAUAGAGAUUGAAGUGGAAGACAGGUUUGGUGACACGACAGGCCUAAACAUAUCAGUGUCUGUCAAGGAAGGAGGAAUGAACGAUACGGAUAAUGUGGAUACAUUUGUUGAGAGCCUCAGGCGGCAUCUUGCCAAGUUCGACUACAAUCCACAGCCUGAUUCCCAGAUUCAUGUCAUACAGAUAAUGGCCAAAGAACUCAACAAAAUCCAAAUCAAUGACUCACUUCCAAACAUGGCAGAUCUUGUCAACGUAAAUAUUUCCGAUCUGAGAACCAUGAUGACUCGCUCUAAGGCCACUGUGUUACAAAACGUAAGACGGGCUUUUGAAAUUCUCACAAACUCUACUCUCGACUGGUUGACGAAUUCUUUUCUGGAAAUUCUAAAUAAUUCUCAGCAAAGUGUAUUAUCUGAAAAGGAGACUUGUCACAUGCUGCUUUUAUGCCUAGAUAGCUUGCAAACUUGCACAAGAAACCCAGAAAUCACAACACCAGAAUCUAUAAAAACCGUUGUGAGUGCACUUGACCAGCUGAUUUCAAGUAGAAUACUGCAAGGUUCAUUCCUCAAAGACGGUUCAAUAGCAAACAAGACCAUAAGUGGUUUGAUGAAGGUCAUUGAUAGAGUUUUCUUGAGUUGUUAUCACCAUUACUUUGAUGAUAUAGAGGAGUCGUUAACCAGAAAUACAAUAGACCCCAUGUUGAUGGGAAGCCGUACCGAAUCCACUGAGAGAACACAGUUAAUUGAAGAUUAUAUAUCCUCAAAGAGACGUCAAACGAUUCAGAAAAUGCAAGCAUUAGAAGUGUCCUCAGAACCUUUAAUAACGUCAUUGAGUGCAAUAGAAGAGAUGAUGACAGCUACGAUGACAGAGAGGAAAAGGACAGAAAAUCACGAAUUUAUGUCCGUUCAAAUGGAGAAGGUCGAUUUCCGGUCAUUCCAAAAUUACUCCACUACAGUGGGCGGUAUACCUCUGAAUCUUCACACUAGGGGAAUCAGCCACACUGACGUGAAUAUCUCUAUUGCAACAUUUAAAAGGUCACCGUUUCCAUUAUUAAACGACUCUUCAGUCGGUUCAUCCGGCGCUGUGAUGCUUCAUGCCGAUGUUGAUUGUGACGUGUCAGUGACACUGCGGAACAGGGAGAUGGAAAAUGUCUACUCAAAAGACUUUUCACUUCACUCUAAUGUGGAAUUCUUUCAAGAAUUCGCUGUUAAUUCUUAUGAUUUAACUUUGAUUCACUUAGACUUUCAAAACUUCUCGAAUGCAGGAAAACUGGAGCUGUAUAUCAAGGGAGGAACCAUACCGACUAAAACAAACUUCGACAUUAAGUACGAUGUUCAAAAAGGUCAAACCAGUUAUCCUAUUCCAGCCGGGAAUAUUUCACACUCAAAAGGAUAUCUAACGAUUCUACUGAAAGAUGCAAAGAGAAAACGAAAAAGAAGACAUGCGGGAAUAAACGACAAAAUAAGUGGAAAUUCUGAGACAGUGGGCAUUCAGACAUUCACUGUAGGGUGUCGGUCCAGAUCAUCCACAUCAUGGAUCCCAGGAGGGUGCAAGGUUGAUGAGCAAUCCUCCUUGCAGUACACUAUCUGUCGCUGUCCACACACUAGCCGCAGUUUGAGUCUUUUCACUACCACAUUUUACGUCCAGCCAAAUCUGAUUGACUUCUCUAAAAUAUCCGACUUCACCAAAUUUGACGUGAAUAACGCCGCGGUUUAUGGGACGUUAAUUGUGAUGAUAUGUCUGUACAUGGUACUGGUCAUUGUUCUUAGAAGACAGGAUCACAAAGACACACAGAAGUGGAUUCCUCAGUUCCUUUGUGACAAUGGCGAGAAUGAUGGCUACUUCUACAUGAUAACCGUGUACACAGGCAUGCGCAGGGGCUCUGCCACGAUGUCAAAUGUAAACUUCAUUUUAGCUGGAGAGGAUGAUGAUUCUGGAAUUAGAGUAAUGAGUGACAGCUAUCGCUCUGGGUUUAAUGCUGGGUCUGUACGUCGAUUUAUCAUGAGUUCAACCUCAACAUUUGGAAGACUGGACUAUCUUAGAAUCUGGCAUGACAACUCGGGGUCCGGUAAUAUGCAGUCCUGGUUCUUAAACAAAGUAGUGGUAGACGAUCUGCAAACAAAGGAAAGAAGCGUGUUUCAUUGUGGAAGAUGGCUCUCCCUGGACCAUGAUGAUGGUAAAACAGAAAGGGUCCUCCCCGUCUGCACAACGGCGCACCUUAAUAGCUUCAACACUCAGUUUUCUGAACAAACUCAGGUCAAUUUAACGGAUAGUCACCUUUUAGUGUCUACAUUGAUUCGCCCAGAAAGCAGCAACUUUUCACGUGUCCAGAGAGUGUCGUGUCUUUUUGUUUUUAUGCUGCUUUCCAUGAUUUCCCACGCGAUGUAUUUUAAAGAGGAUCCCGAUGUAUCACCAAGCCAAGUCAAAAUAGGAAGUUUCAGCUUUUCGUUGAAGGAUUUAUAUGUAUCUUUCAUCGUAGUUUUCAUUACUACUCCGCCAAUUUUAUGUGCUUCUUUCUUGUUUAAAAGGACUGCAAAAAACUCUUACAAUUUCAGACAGGUAUUUUCAAGGAGAGCAUCGACGUCGUCUCAAAAGUACACUGCUACAAAAUCGGAGUUACCCCAUAGAGUAGAUCUCAAUUGCAUGUUUGAUACUCAGAAAACAAUGUUCCCAAGGUGGGUUUUGUUUAUAGCCUGGGUCGUACUUUUUGUGGCAGCCCUGGCUUCUACUUUUUUUCUGCUCUGGUACAGUUUGGCUUGGGGGAAAGAAAAGUCAACAAAAUGGUUAAUCAAUUUCUUCUUAUCAUCACUCGAGUCCAUAUUUAUUGUGGAUCCAGCAAAGGUCAUUGUGAUGGCUGUGGUGGGUGCACUUUUCCUAAAGAACCAGGAGACGCAAUACAAACUAAAUGUUGAUCUCCGCCACCUUCGGCGUUUGGCAAACGGCUUCUACAAUCGCAACAUCGAAUCCCUUAAUGUGCUACGAAGACAGAUCCUUGGUAGACAAGAGCCUUCGACGAACCUAGAUGUAGAGAACUUUAGAAAAAGACACCAAGAAGAGGUCAAAGCAAGACGGAUAUUUAUAGAACUUAUAACUUACAGCGUCUUUGCUUUUCUCGUCUUCAGCAUCAGUUAUAUUCACAAGGACCAGCGAUCAUAUUUACUAAAGCAUAAUGUUCAUAACAUGCUUGUCCAAGACCCUGUAUCACACACAAAAUUUGCAAAGAUGAAUAAAACAAGUGACUACUAUGGAUGGUUAAGGACAACACUGCUCCCACAGCUUUAUCCGUCACAUGACUGGAGAAACACCACAUUGCCGCCAUCAUCUCCCUGGUUUGGAGACUUGGUUAAUAUCAGAAUUGGUACUCCCAAACUACGACAAGUUCGAAUUACAGAAGAACCCUGUACGUCCCACAUGUAUCAUAUCGUUCGACCCUGUAUCCAUGGAUAUCAGAAGGACAACAUGGAAACCAGAGACUUUUAUUCCUACUGGAAGCUCACGGAAAACGUUUCUCAAGCACAACGAAUUCUCGAUCAGGCCUGGAAGUACUCUGCUGAUGAGGACGGCAUAUAUAUCCCUGGAGAAAUUCACACGUAUAACCCGGGAGGAUACACAAUCAUAUUCCCGGAUACGUUGACGAAGGCGCUUAACUUUGUUGAUUAUCUUGAAAAGAGCAGAUGGAUGGAUAGACAUACCAGAGCUCUAUUCCUAGAACUCAACCUCUACAAUCCAAAUAUUAACAUCUUCACAUACAUCAUGUUCAUAGCCGAAUUUAUCGAGACGGGUGGAAUCGUGACCUCAUCUAACAUCUGGGUAUUCAGACCCAAUGAAUUUACAGGGGCAAUGGGAACAUACGCUGUACUCUGUUAUUUGUUUUUUCUUAUAUUCCUUGUCUGGGGAACCUUUAAGGUUAUAAAUAGAAUAUAUCAUGAACGACUAGCGUUCUUAAAGCAACCCUGGAAUAUGGUGGACAUAUGUUGCAUUCUUCUCAGCUAUGUGGGAAUAGUGGUCUUUUUUAUUCGUUUGGUGAAAGCCAUACAAAUCAUGUCGAAGUUCAAGGCUAAUUUUUCUAAAGGAUAUUUUGUCAAUUUUCAGUCAGUAUUUCUUUGGGACUAUGCUCUCAACUGCAUCAUAGGAAUUCUGACCUUUAUAACAACCUUAAGAAUACUCCGAAUACUGGGAUACAACCGGCGUUUGACCGAAAUUGUGCGAGUUAUAACUAGUGCAGCAAGGGACUUGAUAGGUUUUGGCUUUGUUUUCAUCAUUAUAUAUAUAGCCUAUGUCUUAUUCGGUUUCUUAAUUUUUGGGAAGUCCUUGAGCGAGUACAAGACUGUGUUUAAGUCGUUUGGAACUCUAACCAAUUCUCUCAUUGGAAAGAACCGGUUAGACAUGAUGAUCCACGUGGCCCCUCAGGAAGCCACCUUUUUCUAUUUCACGUACACCCUGUGCGUCAUCCUCACCUUAUUGACCACGUUUUCCGCCAUUCUGAACUACAGUAUCAUGGGUGUUCGUCAGCAGUCAAAAGGAAAUCCCGAAAUGUAUGGCGUUCUUAACAUACUUGGUUCUAGUAUUAGUAAUCUGUUAGGAAUAGCAACGGCAUUUCACAGGAAGGAUAAAUCUAAAACAAGUCCCAAUACAGAAGGAAAACUGACUUUGCAUGAAGAAAAAAUAGACGUCAUUGGUAUUGUUAGAUUGAUUAAAGACAUCUUUGUCCAAAGUUUUGGCAAGGAAUUUUUGGAUGCAACCCGUCGUUCUUCGUUGAAAACUGUGAAUUCCUCUCCUAAAUUUGCAACUCCAACACCACAGACACUUUACAUACGUCACAGGCGACAAAGUCUUGACGACAUCAGCAGACUCGAAAGAAUCAACGCCCUGACACUAAACAUACCUCACAGGCGACAAUGCCUUGACGACCUCAGCAGACUCGAAAGAAUCAACACCCUGAAGGAUAUUCAAGUGUCCAUUGAGAAAAAAGAACAAGACGAGGUUCGGCAAAAUCUUCGCUUUUUGUGACGGAUUGAAAAUGUUUUCCAAUGUAACGCCUUUCUCAAAAAUUAAAAGGGUGAUACCCCCUACAUAUAUAUGUGUAGUCAUAGAUGAUCAUUUAAUACAUAAAAUACCUAUUGGAUUGUU
Ostrea edulis (European flat oyster) is the source of this 6235-nucleotide messenger RNA. RefSeq names its product location of vulva defective 1-like. Gene Ontology annotation, biological process: detection of mechanical stimulus. The coding region runs from base 158 to 6115 and encodes 1985 amino acids. Gene Ontology annotation, cellular component: membrane. The transcript is spliced from 22 exons. Lineage: Eukaryota; Metazoa; Mollusca; Bivalvia; Ostreida; Ostreidae. Gene Ontology annotation, molecular function: calcium ion binding; calcium channel activity; protein binding. The record is from RefSeq and is a predicted model, not a curated record.